Molecule: messenger RNA, 9246 nt
Organism: Lates calcarifer (barramundi perch)
Lineage: Eukaryota; Metazoa; Chordata; Actinopteri; Centropomidae
Product: serine/threonine-protein kinase WNK1
Exons: 29
Coding region: 424-6402 (1992 amino acids)
Biological process (GO): positive regulation of potassium ion import across plasma membrane; protein phosphorylation; positive regulation of sodium ion transmembrane transporter activity
Cellular component (GO): cytosol; cytoplasm
Molecular function (GO): potassium channel inhibitor activity; ATP binding; chloride channel inhibitor activity
Source: RefSeq, a predicted model, not a curated record
ACGCCAAUUGCUAACGGUUACAGAGACGUUAAAAAUGACAACACUGCGUACUGUGUGGAAUAACUAUAAGCUGAAUUUCUAACAUCAGAGCGGAAUAUAUUUUUAAAGAGACGUGACGUGGGAUUCAUUCAUCAUUGGUUAACGUUUCACUGGUUAAGGAUUAGCUAAUGCCAGCUAACUAGCUCAGUGCUAGCUUUGCUCGUUAGCAGGCUAACAAAGAGCCGUUGCUCCUCCUUGCUUUGUAUGCUCGAUGUUACCGUUUCAAAUGGCUGUGGUGACACUUAUUAGGCGGCGAAGAAGUAGUGAAACUGGACUGGAGCAUAUCUGGAGUGUCUGACCGUCCUGUCUUUGCCUACAGUAGGAAGUUGGGUGCCUGUUGUAGGCUGUGUGCAUUUGUUCCUCGCCAGUGAUUCCUUAUGCUUGAUGGAAGCUGCACCCUGUGUCUUACAGGAUGGAUGUGUGGGUGGUGGGAUGUCGGAAAAGCCAGACGACAAAAUGGUGAAGUUCCUAGCUCCCCCUCAGAAGAGUGGAAACGGUCCCAGUUCUGGUUCAGAUUCAAUGGUGAGUGAGUGCCGGCCAACAGAAGUGAGACGCCGGCAUCACACCAUGGAGCGCGAUCGAUGUAACCCUGAACACCGUUUCUUGCGCCGCAGUGUCAUCAGCGAUUCCAAUGCUACUGCAUUGGCUCUCCCUUUACCCAGCAAGAUCCCCAUCCCUGCACCUCAGCGGGUUCAGCCACGGCAAGCCGCCCCCCAGCGGCAACAGGCUGCUGCUGCUGUUCAUUUGCCACGGACUGAAACAAGUUUAGCUCAGAAUGAGGAGUCUGCUGACGGUGGAAGAGAAGGAGAAGAAGGAAAAGAUAUAGAAAUAGCCAAGGUGGAUGUAGUGCCUUCAAACCAGGAACCUGCCAGUGUUCAAAAUGUCUGUGAUGGCGAGGUGGUGGUAGCAGCCCACUCCACACCAGGUUUAGGAAGUGAAUUGCCAAAUCAAACAGAACCUGAAAGCACCACUGAGGUGAAGGUACAUCAUGGGGAAGAGGGGGAGGAAGAGGAUAAGGACUCAGCCAAGGCACGAGCAGAGGCAGAGCAGAGAGAGGCAGAGAAAAAAGAGUUGGAUGACAUCGAAGAGGCAGAGACCAAAGCAGUAGGAACAUCACCGGAUGGGCGUUUCCUAAAGUUUGAUAUAGAAAUUGGACGUGGCUCCUUCAAGACCGUCUACAAGGGCUUGGACACAGAGACCACAGUGGAGGUGGCUUGGUGUGAGCUGCAGGAUCGUAAACUGUCAAAGGCAGAGCGACAACGCUUUAAGGAGGAAGCGGGGAUGUUAAAGGGACUACAGCAUCCCAACAUUGUCCGCUUUUAUGACUCCUGGGAGGGACCCUCCAAAGGCAGGAAGUGCAUUGUACUGGUCACUGAACUCAUGACUUCUGGCACGCUCAAAACAUAUCUGAAGCGUUUCAAAGUAAUGAAAAUUAAAGUGCUGCGGAGCUGGUGUAGACAAAUCCUCAAGGGGCUUCACUUCCUUCAUACUCGGGCUCCCCCAAUCAUUCACAGGGACCUCAAGUGUGACAACAUUUUCAUCACAGGCCCAACAGGAUCCGUCAAGAUUGGAGACCUGGGAUUGGCUACACUCAAGCGUGCAUCCUUUGCCAAGAGUGUUAUAGGUACCCCUGAGUUCAUGGCGCCUGAGAUGUAUGAGGAGAAGUACGACGAGUCAGUGGAUGUGUAUGCCUUUGGAAUGUGCAUGCUGGAGAUGGCCACCUCAGAGUACCCUUACUCAGAGUGCCAGAAUGCUGCACAGAUCUACCGCAGAGUUACCAGCGGAGUGAAGCCGGGCAGCUUCGACAAGGUGGCCAUUCCUGAAGUGAAGGAGAUCAUUGAGGGAUGUAUUCGCCAGAACAAGGAUGAGAGGUACUCAAUCAAGGACCUUCUGAACCAUGCCUUCUUCCAGGAGGACACAGGGGUGCGUGUGGAGUUGGCUGAAGAGGAUGAUGGGGAGAUGGAGGCUAUUAAGCUGUGGCUGAGAAUUGAGGAUAUAAAGAAACUUAAGGGGAAGUACAAAGACAACGAAGCUAUUGAGUUUUCUUUUGACCUCUGCAAAGACGUUCCAGAGGAUGUGGCUCAGGAAAUGGUUGAGUCUGGUUAUGUGUGCGAAGGUGAUCACAAGACUAUUGCAAAGGCCAUAAAGGACAGGGUGUCUCUAAUAAGCCGCAAGAGAGCACAGCGGCAGCAGGUUCGAGAAGAUCAGGAAAAGAGAAAGAUAGAAGAGGAGCUGCAGAGUCAGUUACUGCCUGCACAGCAACCAGGCCAACAGUCUAGCACAGAGAUUCCACAACCUGCUUCUUAUGUCCCUCCACAACCAAACCAACACAGCACACAAAUGUCUGCCCAUCCUGCAUCUCAGCAGAGCCUGCAGACCUCCAACUACAACACUCCUCAAGCAACCCAACUGACUGGCAUGGCACAAGUGGUCCCUUAUGUCCCACAGUCAACAGGGCAAGUCCCAGUUCCAGUUCAGGGUCAAAGUGUGGCCAUCAUCCAGCCAGAGUCAGAGGAGCCUGAGACUGACCAACACCAACAGCUACAACACACUGGAGGAGCCAUGGGAGACAGACUGCCUGGUUCCUCCAUCCUUGCCGAGGCCCAGCCUCCUCAGCCUGGAAUAUCCUACAGCUCCGCUCCCAGUCAGCACCAUCAGUCCCAGGUGUCGUGCCCACAGACACAAAAUGACCAGUUGCAACAGCAGCAGUUGUCAGGGGUUCAACCCCAGAUGCAAGGUGUCCCGCCUGAAGUUGUUCCUGUUGCACCCACAAGCCAGUCUGUUCCAGUGGCACCUCCACAGUACGGAGUUUACUACCAGCCAUCGCUCCCCCCUCAGAUUCCCACCCAGCAAGUGAUGAUACCCCCACCCUCUCAGUCAUCUGUCCCCCAGCAGCAGCAGCAGCAACAGCCAGAGAGCAGCUCCACUCUGCAGAGCUCCACUCCACCACAGGCACAGACUGGAGCUCAGCAGCUACAGGCCCCUGUGAGUGUUCCUCAGUCAACACCAGUGGAGCAGUCUGUGGGAUCUUCUGCUUUGGCUCCACCAUCUGCAGAAGGUUGCCUGUCAGAUGCAGCUUCAGGUCUCAGUGAUGGCAAUGAUGGAAGUUCUACAUCAGGAGGUCGCCAUGAGGGGCGCUCACUGAAGCGUCACCCAAGGCGAUCCGUGCGCAGCCGCUCCCGCCACGAGAAGACUGCAAAGGCCAAGCUAAAUGUUCUCAGUAUCUCAAAUAUGGGAGACAGAGUAGCAGAGUGCCAGCUGGAAACACACAACAGGAAGAUGGUGACCUUCAGAUUUGACCUUGAUGGAGAUAAUCCAGAGGAGAUUGCACAGAUCAUGGUUGAGAGUGAGUUCAUCUUAGAGAGUGAGCGGGAGUCCUUCAUCGAGCAGGUCCGUGAGGUCAUAGAAAUGGCUGAUGAGAAAGGAGAGGGGAUGAAGGAAGCCUUUCCUCAGAUGAGUGACCUUCAACAACAGCCUGAGCUGUCUGUUCCCAUGGUGCCAGGUAUUUCCCCCAGUACAACAGCCCAGGUGGUGCAUUCAGCAGGACGAAGGUUCAUUGUCAGUCCAGUGCCAGAGUCUCGUCUUAAAGAGCAGUUCUUUGGAAAUACUUCUGCUAACACCUCUUUUGGAGAUGAACCUUCCCUUGCUCCAUCUACAACUUUGGGCCUUUCUCUGUCGGCUCCAUCUGGGACCCUCCAGCAGGCUUUCAGUAAGAUGAAGCAGGCUCGUGUCGAGAGAGGCAACACCCUUGAUCCUCCUGCCACUGAGCAAGAACUGGGCCCUGCCCUGUCCACCGAGGCUGGACUCGGCCCAAACUCCAGCAAUAUCCUGGCUCCUCCAGAAGCUUCCACCAUUAGCACUACUUUUCCUGCAGGGUCUCUCCCACCUACUGCGACAUCCUCACCCCCUCCCUCAACUGGGAGGGUUUCGCCUCCCCCUAUAUCCACUCAGUCCCAAACUCCUGCUCCUGUCAUCAGUGACCCCAGUCCACCUCCUCACUCUUCCCAUGAAACACCCCCCUCACAGCUUCCGCCAGCUGCUGGCGUCCCUCCCUCGUCUACCAUUUCUCCUCCAUCAGUGCAGACCUCCGUCCCCGCAGUACCUGGGCCUCAGCCGGGCAGUAGUUCUAUCUCUGUCUCUUCUGUUGCUGGUGUUGCUUCCAGUAGUACUGGUACUGUCCCUGCUUCAGAGCAGCAGCCUUUUAGUAGUGCUGUUACAUCCUCUCAGCCUAUGAAUUCAUCCAUUCAUGCACCACAGCACACAACCUCCCAGUGUCAGCCUGUUCCUAUUUCUGCUCAGCCCCCACCUCCCUCCUCAUCAACCAGUCAGAGUCAGGUCCAACCACAGCCAUUAGAGUCGGAGGGGGCUGAGCUCCAGACGAAGACCGCUGGUAGAGAUGACAUCCAAGCUCUAGAUAAGAAGCUACGGUCCCUCUUUAAAGACCAGAGCUCUGCUUCCUCAGCGUCGGUGGAUCCCAGUCAGAACACAGGGACCUCCUCUCCCCCCACUGGGACUUCAUCCCCUCCACCUGGAGCCGUCCUGGUGCCCCCAUCUAACCUUCCCCUCACUUCUGGCGUACAAGGUGUCCUGGGCCCCACAACCACCCCAGGACAGGGUAUUACCCCGGCAGGACAUGCCCAUACCCCUCCAACUAAACCCAGGGCACAGACUUUACCCACUGGUUUUGAUCAAGCUGCUACACCUCCCUCUGAUCUUGUACCCCCAUUUCCUGGACCAAAUCAGUCACAGCAACCCUUGGGUAAUUUGGAUGCACAGUUGAGGAGAGCUCUGAGCCCAGAGACUGUUCAGGGAGGUAACAGAGUCCAGCCUCCAGCAGCAGGUUUCACUCUGGGACGUUUUCAAGUAUCUGUUGCCACUGAUGGUGUGCCCAGCAGCGUUCCAGAUCCUUCCAGCAUUGUCUCCUCUUCCUCCCUCACGCCAUCCUCUACCACAUCCUCCUCCUCUUCUUCUUCCUCCUCUUCCUCCUCUUCCCCCUCAAGUCCAGAAAAUACCCUCCAUCGGUCAUCGUCUCUGGCCAAAGGAGUUUGUGAACCUGACACUGUAAAUGGAGCUUCAUCUCUCUCUGCUGGACCUGUCAGUCAGCCCACCACUAUCGGUCGCUUCCAGGUGUCCACGAGCAGCAACGCCAUAUCUGGACCCACCGCUGGUUCUAAAGUGGGACGAUUUUCAGUCACAGUGACCCCAGCUCCUGCCGCAGGCUCCAGUCCAUCACGUGGUUCCAGUUUGCAGAAUGGGCCCUCAUCCUCAACCUCUGACCCGCAUAAUGCACAUGCCCAUUACAGUAGUGACAAUGACGACGACUCAGAGACUGAGGACGACGCUUUGCAGAAAGAAAUCAGCCGUCUGAGAGAAAAACACAUGAAGGAGAUUCAGGCUUUACAGACUCGUCAGAAAGAGGAGAUAGAGGCUCUGUUCAUGCGCAUGGGGAAAAAUCCUCCCUCCUCCGUUGUCUCUCCUGCUGUUGCUAUGGCUGGGGGUCGUCGUAGGCUGAAAAGCAAAGGCCACAAAUCUGCUCGCAGUAGUGGACAGCCCAGUCCCAUACACUCAGGAUCCCCAGCCUCAGUUCAGAGCCUCCAUGGUUCAGAAUCCCCUCCAAAGCAAAAUUCACCCUCCGCAUCAGAGGCCUCCGAAACGGUAACAGAGGCAUCACAAGCAGGCAGCAGGUCGUCCGCACCGCAGCUCCGAUCCUCUCCAUCCAUGCCCAGCCUCAGCAGUUGCUCCACGGGGUCAAGUGGAACCAGCUCCACAAACGGCUCAGGCCACUGCCAGAACCAUUCUACUUCCCUGACCCAGGCGACUGGAGCCGCUCCUCCUGCCUCUCACACCCAGAAGGGAAAAGGCACCUUCACUGACGACCUGCACCAACUGGUGGAUAACUGGGCCAGAGACGCCAUCAGCCUCUCCCAGUGCAAGAGAGGUCCUAAAACUGGAGCACAGGCAGCACUGGGACAUGAUAUAAUCCCUCCAGCCAACAUGGGUCGUAAAUUUUCAGCUCCAGGCUACCUCUGUCCGACACUUCCCACGCCUUCCAACGCCACAUCCACCACCGCCACUCAUCUUCCCAACCCAGCCAAUCCCUCUGUCCCUCUUGGGCCCCGUAAAGGCUCUCUGGGCCCAGUCGCUCAGGGGUUCGGAUACGCCUCGGCCCCUUACAGCGCUUCUCAGUGGGCAGGACCCACGGGCACAUGCCAGGUCAGCAUGCUAAACCCUGCACAGCCACUAACACAGUACCAGCCGCCUACGACGGCCACAGUGUCCAUUCACCAAGGCUACCACAUGGGAACCACGCCGACCUCCCAGAAAUCAGUCAGCCCCGGAGGGUCCAACCUGAGGCCUACGUAGCCCAGUCAGAGCCCUGUUCCAGGCUGAGACCACAGGGCCACAUAGGGCAGAGAGGGCAGACAGUCGUUGAUCGAGAACCACUAGCUGUCUUUGCAGUUUGCUGGUUAGCUGGCUGGGUAUUGUGCUUUUUAUUUUUAUUUCAACUUUUAUCAUUAUGUGUUAUGAGUUGACCUGUGUCCUCUCAGGCAGAAUGAAAUCUGUCUGGCAAUUAGAGGGAGAGUGCAAUACACAUCCACAGCACAAGAGUCUCACACUUAGCCUGCCAUUAGCUGUGGAAUCGAGCUGUGACAAGUGGGUUGUGUCUGGCGAUGUUUUAAAGACCCAAAGGCAGAACCAACAGCAGCCAAAGAUGUCUUUUGAGAGCAGACGUUGUAAUGUCGUGUUUCCUUUAAAGAGGAGAUGGCGGGAGUGAUUGUGGUUUACGUCCUUACUGGUCCUGACUUAAAGCCAAACCUGGCACCGAAGACAGUCGAACUAAUACACCAUAACAGACACAUACACAGACACACACACGCACACACACACACACACACCUGACUAAACAUUAACCUGGUGGAGUGACAUGGGAUGGUAGGUUACGUUGUAUCAGAGAGCGAGGGUAGAAUGUGAGCGUGCAGAAAGUGGAAGAUAAGAGCGGGACAGUCAGUUUGUCCUAGUUGGAGCAGUAAAGUGUGACUGGUGGAGCGAGAAGAAGAAAGACAUAGCAAGUUAGCCUCGAGUGUAAAAUGGAUAGGAUUGGAAUAUGAAAACAUCCCAGUGGCUCCCUAUAAAGUAAAAUGCAAUAACGACAAAGAGUAGAUAAACUGUCCCUUGUAACUGUGGCCUUAAUCCCAAAACACAUCUAAACAUUCACUUUGUACAUAGAUAUUUCUUCACUGGGUUAUGAUUCCAUGUUCAGCAUAUUUAUGUCUCUGUGUGAGUCUGGUGUCAUUGUGAUUUGAGUUGUCUCUGUCAUACAGAUUUAUUAUCAUACUGAUUUAUACUUCACGUCUGGCAUGUAAGCCAGGGGAUCUGCCACAUAAAAAAAAGCAUUGUCCUGGUGUUGACCACCAUUUUGAGUUUAAAACUGAAGAGGUGAUGCUGCUGUAGAUCACAGUCUGUGUAGAGGGUGUUUGCAGGGUGAUAAAUUAUUAUUAUUUUUUUUUUGUAAACGCAAGAAUGAAAUCUUAAGAAUCCUAAGUUGACACAUGAAACCACUUCACUUAGUGCUUAGCUGUGAGACGUGAGCAGUUCAAAGUCUGCUCAUCAUAUCAUACAAAAUGAAAUAGUUUUGAUUUAUUAGGACAGUGUUUGUGGAGGGUUUCGGACUCUGAGGGGACGCAGCCUCCACACUUCCUCCCAGUUGUUUACACAGAUAACAAACAGGUUGUUAGUGAAGUCAUGUCACAUUAGAUCCCUAUCCUCCUAACAUUUAGCCGCCGCCUCUCAAAUCACAAGUGUCCGGGUUCUCUUUCUGUGGUCUGUUUUUGUAUGCGUAUAUUUAAUAAAACAAACAAAUGUUCUUUAUGGACCUGUAUUCAGCCAUCAGAUUUUGAUGUUGUUUCACUGUAAUUAUUAUUAAAGGUUGUUAAACAACAUGUAGUUAAAGGAAUAUAAAAAGUGCAAUUGCAGGGUUGUUGUUAUUGGUAUCCUACUCACCACGCAGGAGUAAUCCUGUGGUUUAUUAAGCUCUUCUAUGACUGCCCUGCCCCCCUUUUCUAUUUUAUUGUAUAUAUGUUAAUGUGAGGUAAAUGCUUUCACGCUCAGUCACUAGAGUAUGCUUGUGGUGACCCACUCUACAUGCACACGCACUCUAACCUGUGAACAUGAGGAACACUUUAGUGCCUUGCAUCCUCACUAAUGACAAGUUCCAGAUUCAUUUAGUCCUGUAGCUGUGACUGUACUGCAGAAAACCAGUUAACUUAACCUGUACACAAAAACGCAAACGCAACCCGACACGGCCAACUCAGAGGACAUAAUACUCUGAAAAUGUUGGACCAGACACCACACACGCAGGACUGCAGAACAAAGAGCACACUGAGUAAUGUUUCUUUUCUCUCUACAGUUACAUUUGUGUUGGUUGUGUAAUCAGCUGUGUAUUUAUAUUUGGCUCAUGCGUACAUGGUUUUGGCUGACAUUUGUUUUUGUGGAUUUAUCAUUAAACCGUUUGAUAGAAGCACUUGUUCAGGCAGUGGGUGAGCUGUAUAAAGGUUUAAAAAUUGUCAUGCCGUCACGCUGGCUCAACUUUUUGUCUCCCCACCUCUCGAGUGCCACGCCGUCAUUGUGACUCUUUCGCCUGCUCAUAGAUUGGAUGAAUAGUUAAACUUCUCUAGAGAAAAAAUAAGUUACUGCAAUGCAGAAUAUGCAAUGUUAAAAGUUUUAUAAGGACUGAGGGGUAAUGGAAACAUUUGCAUGCUGAAGAGGGUUGUUACUGACUUCAAUGUUUUUGAUAUUGGAAUAUUAGUGAUCUUUUUUUAUUAUUAUUAUUGUUAUUAUUUGCCUUCCUGAGAGUCAUCACAAAGUGUUGGAUCUGUUUCAUUGCCAUUCACCAAUAUCACAGGCACAACUUCAAUAUCAGACUUCUGCAUGCCGGCUUCAUUGGUGUUUAAUCUUACAAAUGACAACUGGCCACUGUACAGCACAAGCUCACACAAAGCUUAAGCUCCAUGUGCUACUAUGGUUAUUAUCAGUAAUUAUCACACACCUACAUACAGUGCUUUCUGAGGCUACUGACACGCAGUAAUAUCUGUUGAACUCUUAAUUUCUGAUCCCUCCUUACAGACUUCCUGUGAUCCAGUGUCUGUUUUGUGUAUGUUUUUCACAUUGUACAAAAUGUAAAAACAAAUAAAAAUAAUAUCAAUUAAA